Balearica regulorum gibbericeps (East African grey crowned-crane) is the source of this 852-nucleotide messenger RNA. RefSeq names its product ecotropic viral integration site 2B (gene EVI2B). The record is from RefSeq and is a predicted model, not a curated record. Gene Ontology annotation, biological process: regulation of stem cell division; positive regulation of neutrophil differentiation. NCBI's taxonomy places the organism in Eukaryota, Metazoa, Chordata, Aves, Gruiformes, Gruidae.
AUGGCCAGCAAGCAAGUAAUACUGUUUCUCUUCUGUGGAGAAAUCUGGAAAUCACUUUCUACAGCAAUACCCCAAGACACUUCCAUGAAUAAAAGAAAUGCAUACACCAGUAUCAGGAGUCCAAGGGAAGACAAAGCUCCUCUGUAUCAACUGCAAGCAACUGGACUCAGUUUGCACAAAUCUGGACCAGCACUGACUGUUACGACACCACCUUGGUUCCCCAAAGCACAUGCAGAACCUAGCAAUGGAAGCUGGAUAGCAGCACUGAUAAUUGGCAUCAUUUUGAUUGGUAUGAUAAUGGCUAUUAUUAUAAUUCUUCUGUGGAAAUGCUGCAGGAGGCCAGUUUUAGUUGAUUCAAACUGGGCAGGUCGUUCUCCAUUUUCCGAUGGAGACACCCCAGAUGUCUUUAUGGACUCUGACCAGGCUACCAAACGUUCAUCAGUUUUAUUUAUGUUGCCUUGGAAAUUGCAACAAGACACAAGCUUACCACACAACCCCGCUGCAUCAGAGAAACCAUCCAGCUGCACCACCAGUAAUGCAAACAGCCAGCUGCCUCCGCCAGCAGAAGACAGCCCUGCAGCCAGCGUUUCACUUCCCAACAGCGCUGCACCUCCAGCUCCCACCUCAGAGGCAGCAAGCUGUCCUCACCCAGCGGCCUCCCCCGAAUCGCCAGAUCUGCCACCUCCACCUGACUGGCUCAGGGAACCAACAGAGGAUCACAGUUCAGGUCUCGGCAAGUGCCAGGAAUUUCCCUCAGGAACAGAGGAACAAUUUCCCCCACCGCCCAAGUUACUUAUCCAAGAGGUUCACGAACCACUGCCCCACCUGCUGCAGCCAGAACACCCUCUGUAG